Messenger RNA from Carassius auratus (goldfish), 1077 nucleotides. RefSeq names its product deleted in malignant brain tumors 1 protein-like. The transcript has 3 exons. The record is from RefSeq and is a predicted model, not a curated record. NCBI's taxonomy places the organism in Eukaryota, Metazoa, Chordata, Actinopteri, Cypriniformes, Cyprinidae. Bases 133 to 1077 code for a protein of 314 amino acids. Gene Ontology annotation, cellular component: membrane.
GCUUCAGCUCCUAUUACAGUCAACAGCAGUCUUUCAUGUUCGGGAAGAGUGGAGGUUCGCCACAAUGGAAUCUGGGGAACAGUGUGUGAUGAUGGCUGGGAUCUGACAGAUGCUGCAGUGGUGUGUAGAGAGAUGGGAUGUGGGAAUGUGACCGAAGCAAAGAGUGCAGCUUAUUUUGGACAAGGAUCGGGACCAGUAUGGAUGAAAAAUGUGAGAUGUAAUGGAACAGAGUCUACACUGAAGAACUGUGUUUUAAGUGGAAGAUUUCAACAAAACUGCAGCCAUGAAAAAGAUGCUGGUGUUAUCUGUGAACCCAAAGUACGACUGCAGAAUGGUUUUAACUCUUGUUCUGGACGAGUGGAGGUUCUUCACAAUGGAGCAUGGGGAACAGUGUGUGAUGAUUUCUGGGAUCUGACAGACGCUGCAGUGGUGUGUAGAGAGAUUGGAUGUGGGGAGGCUAUAGAGGCAAGAAAAGGUGCUUUUUUUGGCAAUGGCUCAGGACCAAUAUGGAUGAAUAAUGUAAAUUGUUAUGGGAAUGAGCAAACUCUAAAGAGAUGUAGAUCUUCUGGAUGGGACGUACAGAACUGCAGUCAUUAUAAAGAUGCUGGAGUCAUCUGCCAAUACAGCUAUACCUUUAUCAAUGAUUCAAAAAGCUGGAUUGAUGCAUUGGGAUAUUGCAGAACUCACUACCAGACACUGGCGCACAUUUUAAAUGCCACGGCACAGAAGUACAUCACACAGAUGCUGCAGGAUAAAGCAAUCACUGAUGGAGUGUGGAUCGGGCUUGAGCGGAGUAUGCUCUUCAGCUGUUCGCCCUGGCUGUGGACCAGUGGGCCGUAUGUGGACUAUGCACCGUGGCAUCAAGAGUUUCCAAAGGACCCAGCGAGCAUGUUUUGUGGAAAACUUCUCAAGGAAGAACAGAACGGGUUUGGAUGGAUGGAUGCUUGCUGCCAUGAGCGCCUGCCUUUCAUCUGUCAGGUCAGUUUUUCGUCCUGGUUUAAUGAAAUCAGCUUUCUGAUUGCAUGCAGUCUUAUGUUUUUUGAAUUCUUCAGUGUGAAAGAGUCUGCAAGCGUCUAA